AUGAGCAGUGAGGUUCAGGCAAGGCUGAAGGCACCAAAUAAGGCCUUCAAGUCUGGGGGUGCAGUGGUACUGAAAACCACCAGGGCCAACCUGAACCGGGCCAAGCUGAACCAGGCCAAGCUGAACCGGGCCAUUAGACCUGCAAAGCCUAGUCCUGGUCAAAAAGUUCAUGGACACGUGCUAAGCUCCUCCCCUCAGGCCCAUCAGGUCUUCCUUCGGUCCAAGCGGGCUAACCUGUUCCUGGUGGAGGAGAUCCUGCAGGGGAACCUGGAACGGGAGUGUUAUGAAGAGACCUGUGACUAUGAAGAGGCACGAGAGUACUUCGAAGACACACAGAGGACGGACUCCUUCUGGACGGUCUACAUUGAUGGAGACCAGUGUGAGUCCAAGCCCUGCCUCCAUGGGGGGAACUGCACUGACCAGGUGGGGGGGUUCAGCUGCACCUGCGCUGACCCCCAUUACGGACAGAUCUGUGAACUGGGACCAAUGACUGAACCGGGGGACCGAGGAGGACCAGCCAGUGCCCCGCAGACCGAACCAGAGGUGCUGCAGUGUCCGACUGCAGGUCCGACCGUCUGUCAGCAGAUGUGUACGGUGUCAGGCUCCGCCUUCAGCUGCUCCUGUCUGCAGGGAUUCAAACUACAGACCGACGGACGCACCUGCAGACCACAAGUGGCCUUUCCCUGUGGUCGACUCCCUGACGUCAACACCACGGUGUCUGCCUGUCACCAUGGAAACUGUCCCUGGCAGGUGGUGCUGCUGAACCACAGGGGGGAGGAGCUAUGUGGGGGCGUGGUCCUCACCCACCGCUCCGUCCUGUCGUCCGCUCGGUGCCUGGUCUCCACCCUGACUCCGCCCGUGCGACCGUCAGACGUGUUUGUGCGCUUCGGUAACCACAGGUACGCCUUCCCCGUGCGGGCGAUCCGGAUCCACGACCGCUUCCAAGUCCACCGCCACGACUACGACCUGGCCCUGCUCCACCUGCUCCACCCAGUCCGCUUUAGCUCCGCCCUCAUACACCUGUGCCUGCCCACCAGGGACUUCAGCGAGAACAUCCUGAUGCAUUCUGGGAGGUCUGGGGUCACCAGCAGACCAGCCCACGGUGGGAACCAGGACCCGGUCUACGUGACUCUGGAGGAGUGUCGGCAAGACCUGAACGUCCCGCAUCCACUGAGCAACAAAAUGUUCUGCAUGAGGAACCAGAACCAGCAAACCAGAACCGGUCCACCUGGAACCCAGAGGGAUGACUGGGAUCAGACCCAAACCGGUCCACGCGGAACCGAGAGGGACCACCAGGAUCAGACCCAAACCGGUCCACGCGGAACAGAGAGGGACCACCAGGAUCAGACCCAAACCGGUCCGCCUGGAACUGAGAGGGACCACCAGGAUCCAACCCAAACCAGUCCACGUGGAACUGAGAGGGACAACCAGGAUCAGACCCAAACCCUGGUCCAGAGGUACCAUGACCCCUCUAAGGACCAGACCCCAGCCCAGACCGGUCCAGCCGGGGCCCAGGCAGACCCAAACACCGACACCGGACCUUCUGGUGGCCUACGGUCCGACCCUCAGAGGUCAGAGGUCGGCGGUGGGGACUGCAGGACCCUGUUGCUGGGGACUCCCGUUGCCACGGAGGAGCAGGGCGUGGUGUACCUGACCGGGAUCCUGACGUCGACCCCCGUAGGCUGCGGAGACCGGGACGGGCUGGUCUACACCAAAGUGUCCCGGCACCUGAACUGGAUCAAGCCCAGACUGGAGGAGGCCCAAGACCACAUGACCCCCCAGGUCACAGACUACCCUGAGGACCGCUAA
Molecule: messenger RNA, 1809 nt
Organism: Sphaeramia orbicularis (orbiculate cardinalfish)
Lineage: Eukaryota; Metazoa; Chordata; Actinopteri; Kurtiformes; Apogonidae
Product: vitamin K-dependent protein Z-like
Exons: 10
Coding region: 1-1809 (602 amino acids)
Biological process (GO): proteolysis
Cellular component (GO): extracellular region
Molecular function (GO): serine-type endopeptidase activity; calcium ion binding
Source: RefSeq, a predicted model, not a curated record